AUGUCGGUCCAAGUCAAUGGUCAUAAGGGCGAACAUACCAAAGACCCGAUAUCCCUAACCACACCAAAGAAAAGGAAACACGACGCAGAAUCCAAAGAGUCCUCCAAGAAGAAGAAGCGGCAACGCACAGGUCAUGCCGAGUCUCCGGCCGCAGCUACACCUCCGGUUGAAGAUGGAUUAGAAGAAGACAAGAAGAACAAAAAAGACAAGAAACUCAGAAAGGAGAAGAAGGAGAAGAAGCGGAGAGCAAAAGAGACGGAGCUUUCAGAAAAUGAGACGGACCCAGAACCCCCUGUAACGGAUGAGGAUGUCAACUUUGUGGACGCACCAGAGGAACAACAGCAGGACGAAGAUGCUAUCGAAUUUCCGACUGCGGCCGAAGGUAAUGGUCUUGCAGGUGCAGAUGUGGAACAGGUGAUCGAAGGCUUGCUGGAGUCGGAAGAUCCGACCAGCUUUUACUCUACACGGAUAUCUCUUUAUAUUUCAAUACCUGCGAUCGGUCUUGAAACAGCAGGCUCAUCGGUCCUUGCAACCCAUAUUGCCCCUCUUCUCCUCACUUAUUUCCCUCCGGCCAAAGGCAUCGUACUAGGGUUCUCAGACCCGAUCCUGUCAGCUAAGCCUGGAUCUACCAUGAACAUACCUCUCACCGGCCCACAUUCUGCGGAUGUGCAGGAGGAAGGAGAAAUACUUGCUCGAACAUCCGAUGAGCUCGGAGUGUCUUGGGCAUGGUUGACUGUGACUUUGUUGGUCUUCCGACCCGAGAGAGGUGAUCCGCUACACGGAUGGACCAACGUGAGCUCAGAAGGAUUCGUGGGUUUGGUCAGCUACAACUACUUCCAGACGGCUGUGGGUAGCAGUCGAAUACCUGCGGACUGGAAGUGGAACGGUCCAACAAGAGAAGAUAUGAGAAACCACCGGAAGAAAGGCAGAAAGGGUAGGCUAGGAGGAGAUGAUGGUAACUCACAGGACCAGACGGGACAAGCAGAUGAGCCCAGCUACGCUGAAGUUGAAAACGAUCUUGGGACCUUCACCCAUCAGGACGGGACCAAGGUUGACGGUACUUUGCACUUCCGAGUGGUGGACACAGAAGUCGUACCAGCCCACGACCGUCACAAAUGGUCAUUACAGAUUGAUGGGACCUUGCUGGAUGAUGAGGCUGAGGAGCAUGCCCUAUCGGAAGAUCGGGCCAAAUUCGAACGGACGCAGCAACAUACCGGAUUACAAUUGCCAGGCGAUGGUAUGAUGACCCCGUUGAUGAGCGGAGCGCGGGUACAGAGUCGUGAAGAGAGUGUCAUGUCAAGAACAUCGAGGAUUCUGGCCACGUGA
Molecule: messenger RNA, 1326 nt
Organism: Exophiala bonariae
Lineage: Eukaryota; Fungi; Ascomycota; Eurotiomycetes; Chaetothyriales; Herpotrichiellaceae
Exons: 1
Coding region: 1-1326 (441 amino acids)
Source: RefSeq, a predicted model, not a curated record